Messenger RNA from Bombina bombina (fire-bellied toad), 951 nucleotides. RefSeq names its product ribonuclease P protein subunit p29-like. The record is from RefSeq and is a predicted model, not a curated record. Gene Ontology annotation, biological process: tRNA 5'-leader removal; rRNA processing. Bases 53 to 712 code for a protein of 219 amino acids. The transcript has a single exon. Gene Ontology annotation, molecular function: ribonuclease P RNA binding. Gene Ontology annotation, cellular component: ribonuclease P complex; ribonuclease MRP complex. Lineage: Eukaryota; Metazoa; Chordata; Amphibia; Anura; Bombinatoridae.
GUCAUUAGCGUGCGCCGGAAAAGCAGAAUUGUUUGCUGCACGUGUAACAGAGAUGUCUCAUAUAAUCUAUCAGCCGCUACCUCCUGAAGAGGCAAAGCAAAUAGGAUUACAGCUUCACCCUCCAGAGAAAGCAGAAUUGUUUGUCAAUGCCUUCCUAAAGCGUAGUAUGCCGAACCUGAGGAAGAAAACUCUCCAGGAGUGCUUGGAGAGGAAGGCCGUUGUUCUAGAGCACAGCUACAAAAAGAAAAAGAAGAAACGGAGCAAAUCUAAAGGUUUGUCUGCAAAGCAAAAGCGAGAGAUGAGGCUGUUUGACAUUAAACCAGAGCAGCAGAAGUACGAGAUGUUUGUGCCACUGCAUGACCUGUGGAAGCAAUACAUCCGGGACUUGUGUAAUGGGCUCCGGCCUGAUGCUCAGCCCCAGAUGAUUCAGAAUAAGCUGCUGAAGGCUGAUCUGCACGGAGCACAAGUCAUGGUCACAAAAUCUAAAUGCCCAUCCUAUGUAGGGCUGACUGGAAUCAUUUUACAGGAAACUAAAUUUGUAUUUAAGAUAAUCACUAAAGAAGAUAAACUGAAAGUUGUUCCCAAGUUAAACUGCGUCUUUACUCUGGAAAUUGACGGAUUUAUAUCGCACAUCUAUGGAAGCAAACUGCAGAUGAGAUCCAGCGAGCGAUCUGCCAAGAAAUUCAAAGGCAAAGGAAGCAUAGACUUGUAACCUUAUGUGUAACAUACAGAGACUGCUCUGAGACAUCACUGACUUCUUCUAUGGAGAUGGGUGAAAACCUCAGAGAAAUAGCACUAAGUGAUUAACAGUAAAGCAGUUUAUUUCGUGUCUGCUGGAAUAGAGUGAUGAUGAAACUUCCUUACAUCUAAUAAUUCCCAUGAGGACACAAUAUCCUGAACCAUUAAACUGCUGCCUUACCCUGUGAUGUCAUUAAAAUGUUUGGAAUAUAA